Molecule: messenger RNA, 2389 nt
Organism: Ctenopharyngodon idella (grass carp)
Lineage: Eukaryota; Metazoa; Chordata; Actinopteri; Cypriniformes; Xenocyprididae
Product: trichohyalin
Exons: 2
Coding region: 1-2349 (782 amino acids)
Molecular function (GO): GTP binding
Source: RefSeq, a predicted model, not a curated record
AUGGAAAGAGAACGAGAGGAAUGGGAGAGACAGAAACAACAGGAACGACAAAAAAGAGAGGAAGAGAAUGAGAGAAGAAAAAAGAUAGAACAGGAAACAUGGGAUGAAUAUUAUCAGAGACUUAAACGAGAGAUAGAAAGAAGACAGAGAGAGAGAGAGGUUCUUCAGUCCAAACAUAAAGAAGAGAGAGAGAUAAUGAAGAAGAUGAUGGAGGAAGAAAGACAGAAUCAUGAUAAAGAGAGAAAGAGAAGAGAAGAGGAAUAUAUAGAAAGAGAAGAACAAUAUAAAAGAGACAUUAAAGACAUAGAGGAUCAUGAGAGAAAGAUGCGAGAGGAGAUGAAGAGAGAACGAGAGGAAUGGGAGGAACAGAAACAAGAGGAAAGACAAAGAGAAGAAGAGGAGAAAGAAAAACAUAGAUCUAAUGAACUUUAUACAGGAACUCCUGAGGAUCAGGACACAAGCAGUGAUGAAGAUUCACUAUCGGAUUCAGGAUGUUUGCGAAUCUUGCUGUUUGGGAGGACAGGAAGUGGAAAGAGUGCCACAGGAAACACUAUCCUCGGAAAAAAUGAGUUUCACAGUGAAGCCAGGUCACAGUUGGUGACCACUACUUGUCAGAAGGGAGUUGGUGAAGUAUAUGUUGGUGAAGUUAAAUCAGUAACUGUUGUUGAUACUCCAGGACUCUUUGAGACGACACUGUCAAAAGAACAAGUGGUGGAAGAAAUGAUGAACUGUAUUUCACUGUCUGUACCUGGACCUCAUGUGUUCAUUAUUGUAUUAAGUUUGGGAAGAAUCACUCAAGAGGAGAGAGACACUUUAGAGAUGAUAAAGAUGAUCUUUGGCUCAAAAGCAGCAGAGUUCAGCAUCGUUCUCUUCACUAGAGGAGAUGAACUGAAAAAACAAACAAUAGAACAAUAUGUAGAGAAGAGUAACAAUGAUGAACUCAAGAAACUGAUCAGUGACUGUGGAAACAGAUUCCUGGCUUUUAACAACAGAGAAACGCAAGAUCGGACACAAGUUACUGAGUUAUUAAACAUGAUAGAAGAGCUGAAGGAAUCUAAUGAGGGACGAUACUUCACUAAUGAGAUGUUUGAGGAGGCAGCGAUCUCCAUUGAAAAUAUAAGGGAAAUGCUAGAAGAGAAUGAAAGAAAAAAACAGGCUCAAGUUGAAGAACUAGAAGCCAAAUAUGACAUGGAAGUCAAAAGCAUGAGAAAAAGACUGGAGGAAAAGAAACAUAAAAAAGAUGAAGAAAGAGUGAGGAUGGAGAAAAUGUUCAGCAGAAAAGAGGAAACACUCAGAAGAGAGUUUGAGGAGAAAGAAAGAUCAGAGCAGAAGAAACUAGAGACGGAAGAUCAAAAACGAUCUGAAGAGGAAGAACAGCGAAGAGCUGAACAUGAUCAAAGAAUAGAUGAGAUGGAGAGAGAGAUUGAAAAUCAGAGAUUGCAGUAUGAAAAACUGCAAAAAGAAAGAGAAGAGGAAGACAGAAAGAGAGAAGAGGAACAUAAACAAGAUCAAGAAAAGAUGAAAAAUGAGCAGGAGCGCAUCCUGGCAGAGUUAAGAAAAAAACAAGAAGAGGAAAUAAAAAAGAGAGAUUCAGAGGAACAAGUGAGGAAGGAACAAGAAGAGAAAGAGAGAGAAGAAUGGAAGAGAAAAUUAAAAGAGGCUGAAAAUGACAAAGAGAUUCAAGAGGAAAUUAAACAACAGCAGAGAGAAUGGGAGGAAGAGAAGAAAAAACAGAUGAGAGAACGAGAGGAAGAGGAAAGAAAGAGACAAGAGAGACACGAGGAGCAACUGAGAGAAAAACAAGAAGAACUGGAGAAUAUUAGAAAUGAAUUUGAAACCAACAGAGAAGAAGAAAGACAGAUGAUAGAGGAGGAGAGACAGAAACAGAUAAGAGAGAGAGAAGAAAAGGAGAGAGAAUAUGAAGAAAAGAGAAAUGAAAUGAAAAGACGUUAUGAGCAGCUGGAGAGAGAGAGGAAAGAGGAGUGGGAGAGAAGAAAACGAGAGGAUGAAGAGAGAAGAUCCGAGAAGAGAAAGAGAUGGGAGAAAAUGAUUGAAGAUCUGAAACAAGAUCAAGAAGAAGAGAUAAAAAGAAGAGAAAGAGAGGAGAGAGAAAGAAUAGAAAGAGAAGAAAAAGAGGGUGAUGAAAUGAAACAGAAACAUGAAGAUGAAAUAGAGAAGAUGAAGGAGAAAUAUCAAGAUGAAGGCAGAGAACAAGAAGAAGAACUGAAUGAUUUCAGAAAGAGAAAAGAGCAGCAUGCUCAGCAGUUCAAGGAGAGGCUUGAACAACUAUAUGAAAUGAAGAGGUUAAGAAAGGAGCUAAAAGAUAAAUGGCCAUGUCAUGUCAUGUGAAACAUUUGAAGACUUCAGAUGCAAAAGCCUCUAAGUGCCA